CGUCAUCAGGCUGCGCCGUCCGGCGGAAGUGGCGCAAUCGUCCCGCGCUGCUCGUCCCAGGCUCCGGUAGCGGCGGCGACCUUUUUUUUUUUUUUAAACUCAAAUGGGUGAUGAAAAGGAUUCUUGGAAAGUGAAAACUUUAGAUGAAAUUCUUCAGGAAAAAAAACGAAGGAAGGAGCAAGAGGAGAAGGCAGAGAUAAAGCGUAUGAAAAAUUCAGAUGAUAGGGAUUCAAAGCGGGAUUCUCUUGAAGAGGGGGAGUUGAGAGAUCAUCGCAUGGAAAUAACCAUCAGAAAUUCACCUUACAGGAGGGAAGAUUCUAUGGAAGACAGAGGAGAAGAAGAUGAUUCCUUGGCUAUAAAACCACCACAGCAAAUGUCACGGAAGGAAAAAACUCAUCAUAGAAAAGAUGAGAAGAGGAAAGAGAAACGCAGACACCGUAGUCAUUCAGCAGAAGGGAAACAUGCCAGAGUGAAAGAGAAAGAACGGGAGCAUGAGCGUAGGAAGAGACAUAGAGAAGAGCAGGAUAAAGCCCGUCGUGAAUGGGAAAGACAGAAACGGAGAGAGAUGGCAAGGGAGCAUUCCAGGAGGGAGAGAGACCGCCUGGAGCAGCUGGAGCGAGAACGGGAGAGGAAGAUCCGAGAGCAGCAAAAAGAGCAAAGGGAGCAGAAAGAACGAGAGAGGAGAGCUGAGGAGAGGCGUAAGGAACGGGAAGCCAGGAGAGAAGUUUCUGCUCACCAUAGAACAGUGAGGGAAGAAUAUGGAGACAAAGUAAAAAUGAGACCCUGGAGUCGCAGCCCAUUACGACAGCAGAGAGACAAGCUUGAGCAAGCAGAUAGCAGGAAACCAGUAAAAGAAGAGAAACCAGAAGAGAGAGAUCCUCUUUCAGACUUGCAAGACAUCAGUGACAGCGAGAGAAAAACCAGCUCAGCAGAGUCCUCAUCAGAAUCUGGAUCAGGCUCAGAAGAAGAAGAGGAAGAGUCCAGCAGCGAAGGUUCUGAGGAAGAAGGAGAGGAAGAGGAGGAGGAGGAGGAGGAGACAGGAAGCAAUUCUGAGGAGGUGUCUGAGCAGUCAGCUGAAGAAGUGAGUGAAGAAGAAAUGAGCGAAGAGGAGGAACGGGAGAAUGGAAACCACAUCCCAGUUGUUACAGAGUCGAGGUUUGACCGAGAUUCGGCAGGAAGCGAAGUGGAAGAGGAGGAGGCAGGGGAGGGUACCCCUCACUCCAAUGCCAUGACAGAAGGAGACUAUAUCCCUGAUUCACCAGCUUCCUCCCCCAUUGAGCUGAAACAGGAGCUUCCCAAGUAUCUCCCUGCACUUCAGGGCUGUCGCAGUGUGGAGGAGUUUCAGUGCUUGAACAGGAUUGAAGAAGGAACAUAUGGUGUAGUGUACAGGGCAAAGGACAAGAAGACAGAUGAAAUUGUGGCCCUGAAGAGGCUGAAAAUGGAAAAGGAGAAGGAAGGGUUCCCCAUUACGUCUCUGAGAGAAAUAAAUACAAUUCUGAAAGCACAGCAUCUAAAUAUUGUCACUGUCAGAGAAAUUGUGGUAGGCAGCAAUAUGGACAAGAUCUAUAUUGUCAUGAACUACGUGGAACACGAUCUCAAGAGCCUGAUGGAAACAAUGAAGCAACCAUUCCUGCCAGGUGAGGUGAAAACUUUGAUGAUCCAGUUACUGCGAGGAGUCAAACACCUGCACGACAACUGGAUCCUGCACCGGGACUUGAAGACUUCCAACCUGCUGCUCAGUCACUCGGGCAUUUUAAAAGUUGGAGACUUCGGACUAGCCCGAGAAUAUGGCUCCCCGCUGAAGCCCUACACACCUGUGGUUGUGACACUCUGGUACAGGGCUCCAGAAUUGCUGCUGGGAGCUAAGGAAUACUCAACAGCAAUAGACAUGUGGUCAGUGGGGUGCAUAUUUGGAGAGCUGCUAACGCAGAAACCACUGUUUCCAGGCAAGUCAGAAAUUGACCAGAUCAACAAAGUUUUUAAGGAUUUGGGGACUCCAAGUGAAAAAAUCUGGCCUGGUUACAAUGAGCUGCCAGCAGUAAAGAAGAUGACCUUCACAGAGUACCCCUACAAUAACCUGCGCAAGAGAUUUGGAGCUCUCCUCUCUGAUCAGGGCUUUGAUCUGAUGAACAACUUUUUGACAUACUACCCAGCCAGAAGGAUCACUGCUGAGGAUGGUCUGAAGCAUGAGUACUUCCGAGAGACUCCCCUGCCCAUUGACCCCUCCAUGUUUCCCACCUGGCCAGCAAAGAGUGAACAGCAAAGGGUGAAGCGUGGCACCAGCCCACGGCCACCCGAGGGAGGCCUUGGAUACAGCCAGCUGGGUGAUGACGAUCUGAAGGACACAGGCUUUCACCUGACCACCACUAACCAAGGAGCAUCUGCUGCAGGACCUGGCUUCAGCCUCAAGUUUUAACCUCAACCUGAAAGAGAGGAAGACAGGAAACCCCCCAAACUGUUCAUGUGAGUGGAUUUCUGAGUGGCCCAGUUCUGUUCUUCACAUCAGGGGCAUUUGAUGCUUUUCACAGGGGGGAAAAAAAUAACUCAGCUAUCAUCAGAGGCAAAGGCUCUUGCUGGGUGUGGAGUUUAACUGCUGCAUUCCAUUAGAGGACUGGAAUUAACCUGAAAAGCCAAGGAUCAGUACAGAAUUCACAGGAAAACUUGAAGUACAAUCCUGGAGUAGUUUCUGUUUGAAUUUUAGGGUUGUUUUUUUUUUUCUGUUGUUUUUUUUUCCUUUGUGUUGUCUUUACUUUUUUUUUCCUUGUAAAUUUGUAGAAUUAAAAUACAUUUUUAAUUGUUUGAAGUGUGAAGGAUUUCAUUUCUUCACAUGCAGCAAACUCAGAUGCUGGUGGCAUUAAAUCUUUUAGAGUGGAAACUUUAUUCCUCUUGCUGCCACUGCUUCAAUAGUGUCAGGCUGGGCAGGCAGCUUCUUGGGUUUUGUCUUUAAGUGAAUUGUGUCUGAAUAUACUGAGGGCAAAAACCCAUCACAGUCCUGAGGUUUCUUUCCUGUUGUGUGCCUUGGAGAGAGCAAGGAUGGGUUCAAUACUGAGAAGCUUUUUGGGUGCACUGCUGAGAUGAUCCCUGUGGGUGUUGUACACAUGGACUGAGAGUGGCACUGGUGCAAGAGAAAUGCUCCUUUGCUUUAUAAAUCAAGAAAGAUUUGCUGUGGAGACCUGAAACUUUAUUUUCUAUAGAAAAUUCUUUUCAAGAUGCCCUUUUUCCAUUGAAAACAAGAAAACAGCUUAGCUUUGCUGAUUGUAUCAUGCUGAAUUCCAGUCCUUUCUCCUUAGAGUAAAAAAAGCAGAGGAAUGAUGUUGAGAUACCACAUCCUUUUGAGGCUCUGAUCUUUCUUUUCUGGGAAGAGAAAGAUUUGGGAAAUACUUGGGGGUGCUCAUGCUUCUCAGAACUGGGCACCAGCCCAGGCAAAGGAUUAAGUGAGAUGCUAAACAUUCCAUCAAUUUCAGUACAUUAGAGAAGCUUUUCUGGGUAAAGAUCUUGGACCUGGAAUUUGGAUGUGGUAAAUGUUGAAAGCAGUGGUUUGUGGUGGUUGUUUUCUUUUCCCUCUGGAGGAAUGCAGAACUCUGUGUGCUCUUCUGGCCUGAUUGAUUGCUUGAUGCUGAAGGAGCCACAGUUCUGUUACCAGGCUGCUAACUGACCUCUCUUUUAGCAAGAGUCUUCCUAGGUGGAGAUCAAUAACUACUGAAGAGCAGAGGUUUGCAGCACCCCCCCUGCCUUGUAGAAGGGGCCUGUGCUAAGCUCUGAGGGGGGUCAGAGCUUGACUCUGGUUUUCAUUCCAAGCUGUGCAUGGUGCACUUUGUGAGAUGAUUUCCUUCCAGGGCCAUGCUCUGACAAAAAGAUUGUUUGGGUUAGUUUUAGUAAAACAAAGGAAAUCUAAAUGCUGGAUUGCAGUGGAAAUUCCAUGUGGCUUGAGAGCUGUGUGCUUCAUUGUUGCUACAGAAAGGAAGGGUCAGCUCCCCAUGAGCAGUGCAGCACUGUUUGGCUAUUGCAGCUUAGCUUCUCUUGCCUCUGCUGUCUGGGUUUGCAUUCAGUACUUGUCUUUUCCUGUGCUUAACUGACCAUGCAAAGAUGUUUUUCUGUGAUGGUUAAAACUGUCCUAGAGCAGAGGAGAACUGCACUGCUAGAGCCUUUCUGCUCUAACACCAAGGGCUUCCUAGACUUCUGCCCUGUACUGCAGCGUGGGAGAGGCUUUGCAGUUGGUGCUUUUGAGCAAGAAGAAACUUGUUUGCUUCAAGAGGUUACAAGGACAAAAUGAUAAACCUCAGCAACGUGACAAGGAUCCUGCUGAAUGCAAGGACUACCAGGGACUCCUGCCUGCACAGGAACACUCCACUGCUGUGGACAUGAGGGCACCAGGCUUUGCCUGCCACUGCCAGUGCUGGGCUGUUGGCUGUAGCACAUUUACCUCCCCAGGUGGGGGCCUGGGGGAGGACAGUGAUGGAAGUUACCUCAUCUCUGCCGCAGGAGUCAUGAGGCUCCUCCAUCAGACACCUGAAGGACAAGUUCUGAGGAGCUGCUGGUGGAGCACCUCCACCACAGUACAGCUGAAGCCUGGAUCUGCUCCUCCAGAUGUUGCAAGCUCCAGCAAGCCACAGGUUAUCUGCAAACCCUGACACUGGCCUCUUUCUUCUCUUUUGUUUGACAAAAGAAGGUUUAAUUCUCUGUACAGCACAGACUUGAUAAAACCUUUCUCAUUAAACCCACUUUGGUGAAGUUUUACAUUCCAGUAA
Molecule: messenger RNA, 4748 nt
Organism: Pogoniulus pusillus (Red-fronted tinkerbird)
Lineage: Eukaryota; Metazoa; Chordata; Aves; Piciformes; Lybiidae
Product: cyclin-dependent kinase 11B
Exons: 21
Coding region: 104-2416 (770 amino acids)
Biological process (GO): regulation of mitotic cell cycle; protein phosphorylation
Cellular component (GO): nucleus
Molecular function (GO): protein serine/threonine kinase activity; ATP binding
Source: RefSeq, a predicted model, not a curated record